AUGGCCACUGUACGGAUCUGCAUCUGCGGCGAUGAGAAUGUGGGCAAGAGCUCUCUCCUCACAUCGCUGGUCAAAGACACUUUUGUCACGGGCAGUAUUCAGACGGUGCUUCCACCCAUCACUCUUCCACCAAACAUUGGGACUCCCGAAAAUGUUACGACCACCAUCGUCGAUACCUCAGCUCUCCCGCAAGAGCGCGAUCCCCUGCGAAAAGAGCUGCGAAAAUGCAAUGUGAUCCUCCUAGUCUAUAGCGAUCAUUACAGCUACGAGCGAGUGGCGCUGUUCUGGAUGCCAUACUUUCGGUCGCUUGGGGUCAACGUGCCUGUUGUACUGUGUGCAAACAAGAGCGAUCUUACACCAACGACCAGCACUGCACAGGUUGUGGAGGAUGAGAUGCUGCCUGUUAUGGCCGAGUUCAAGGAGAUCGAUUCCUGCAUUCGCACCAGUGCUCGGGAGCAUCACAAUAUCAACGAGGUCUUUUUCCUGUGUCAAAAGGCCGUCACACAUCCGAUAGCACCGAUAUACGACGCGAAAGAGAGCAAUCUAAAGCCCGCGGCAGUCGCAGCAUUGAAAAGGGUAUUCUAUCUGUGCGAUCGGGAUCAGGACGGACUCUUGAACGACAAGGAAAUACACGACUUCCAAUUGAAGUGCUUUGACAAACCACUCUCAGAUGGCGAUCUUGCUAGCAUCAAACGCUCGCUGAGACGAUCGAGUGGGGCCGCAAUUGGAAAUGAGGAAGAGUCUCACACGGCAGAAGGGAUAGACGUAGAUGGCUUCAUUCAGUUGAACAAGAUGUUUGCGGAGAAAGGCCGACACGAGACCAUCUGGAUCAUUCUGCGAAGGUUCCAGUACGCAGAAAGUCUGUCCUUAAGAGACAAUUUCCUCCACCCAAAGUUUGACGUGCCUGCACAUGCUUCCGCCGAGCUAUCGCCAGCAGGAUAUCGCUUCUUCGUGGACCUCUUCAUUCUCCACGACAAGGAUAAUGACGGUGGGCUGAAUGAUUCAGAGCUGGCCACUCUUUUUGCCCCUACUCCAGGCAUGCCGACGUCCUGGAUAGACUGUGAUUUCCCAAGCUGCGCAGUACAUAAUGAAGCCGGAUACAUUACGCUCCAAGGAUGGCUUGCCCAAUGGAGUAUGACGACUUUCGAGAAUCCAAAGACUACACUUGAGUACCUCGCGUACUUGGGCUUCGAUGCUGAUGGGAAAGGCACUACACCUGCCCUCAAAGUCACCAAAGCUCGCAAGCGCCGAAACAAGCCUGGUCGGGUGGAGCGAAACGUCUUUCUAUGCUAUGUGUUAGGCUCAGCUCAUAGUGGCAAGUCUGCACUUCUCAACGCCUUCUUGAACAGGCCCUUCACUAGCAGCUAUCAUCCGACGAUCAAACCGCAGACAGCUGUGAACAGUGUCGAGCUUGAGGGUGGAAAGCAAUGCUACCUAAUAUUGGAAGAGCUCGGCGAGCUGGAACCCGCCAUAUUGGAGAAUCAGGCGAAGCUCGACGCCUGCGACUUGCUCUGUUAYACAUACGAUAGCAGCGACCCGGAUAGCUUCGCACACAUCAUUGAUCUGCGCAAGCGCUAUCCAAAUCUGAACGCGUUGCCUUCAGUGUACGCAGCUUUAAAAGCAGACGGAGACCGAGCUGUGCAAAGAACAGAAGUCCAGCCCGAUGUCUACUGCGAGGAGUUGAAAAUGCCCAAGCCGCUCCACGUUUCCGUGAACUGGGAGUCAAUCGGCAACUUCUUCGUCACGCUGGCAGAGUCGGCUGCGGUGCCCUCUCAAGCUUUUCCAAAAAGUGACGAAGACGCGGUUGAUCGAACGGCGUUGUAUAUUGGACUUGGGGCUUCUGCUGCUGUUGCUGUGGCGUUUGCUUGGGUCUGGAAGCGCAACAUGUUGUCGAAUUCGUAG
Ramularia collo-cygni is the source of this 1902-nucleotide messenger RNA. Its product is annotated as probable Mitochondrial Rho GTPase 1. NCBI's taxonomy places the organism in Eukaryota, Fungi, Ascomycota, Dothideomycetes, Mycosphaerellales, Mycosphaerellaceae. The coding region runs from base 1 to 1902 and encodes 633 amino acids. Gene Ontology annotation, molecular function: GTP binding; calcium ion binding; GTPase activity. Gene Ontology annotation, cellular component: mitochondrial outer membrane. Gene Ontology annotation, biological process: mitochondrion organization; small GTPase-mediated signal transduction; regulation of mitochondrion organization. The transcript has a single exon. The record is from RefSeq and is a predicted model, not a curated record.